AUGUCGGCUGAGAGAGGUGAAACGCUUCCGCUAAUACUUUCAACUUCAUCUUCUCAGUUUCCCCAACAAGGCCAGGUCGAUUGGUCCAAUCUUAGUAAGAAUACCGUGGAAUUCACAGUCGAUGUGCUUUCUCGCCUCUCCAAAGCGGGAAUAGAAGCUUUAACAGUAUAUGCUACAAAAGUUCUCUUUUCUCAUGCAAAACUCGAUCAACUGGGCGAACAGCGCAUUCUGGACGCUCUCAAAGCUGUGAAGGCCUUCUCAUCGCAUAGCAAUGUCGUAUGGUUUGGUUUCGGCAUCAAGAACAUCUUACGAAGCCUCUCCGAGACACAACAAGGCAUUGCAUGUAUAGGGAUUUGCUCUUGCCUGACUGAAGAGUUUUCGACCGAGAAAUCUGCUCAGAUUUUAGGCGAACUUUUUCAACUUUACAACCCUCCGGCAGAUCUUCGACCCUCUCUGCGACAAUGGCAUGCUAUUGUUAGCUCCUGCGAAGGUGUGGUGACGACGACAAACUUUGGUUUCGUUCUUUCUGGGCUUGCUCGGAUAUGCUUACUCGACGGACAUAACGGCCUUUACACAAGCUCAAAACCGAAGGAUCUCGCUCAUGUACUCAAAGGCCUGUUUGACGUUUCCAACGGCACUCUUGAUAAGAUACAUAUAUCAGGAGGUAGCGACUGUGCUUGGAUUGCAGCAGUGGGCCAUUGGCUUUUUGGUCUGCAAGUUGUCGUAGAGGAUGCAUCUGGGAAUAUUAUCUAUCGGCCUGGAGGUAUCCGAUCCGCAACACGACAUGAUCCUCAAGUUCCCUUGUGUUUAGUACGGCUCAUUUACGUACUCUGUUCACUUAUUCAGCUUUCAUCGCAAAUAAUUUUCCAAAAAGAUCUGGUUGUCUGUCCAACUCUUAAUGGGAUGAAUAGAUUAUACAUGAUGACCCGACCAACCAUGCCUAAUUUGCAUACUAUGGGGUUGUUAUUCAAUGGCAGGGUGGACUUUGACCCCCUGGACUUCGCUCAAAAGCACACUUGCGCGUCUGCGGCGGACGGGGUCUGCAUUUAUUUAAACUCCGUCUGCGAGAUCUCGAGCGACCCACAACGUGCCUGCUUGAUCCACAUUGUACCAGGACGGAUCGAAUGGAAUAACUUUUCCUACCAC
Molecule: messenger RNA, 1146 nt
Organism: Hyaloscypha bicolor E
Lineage: Eukaryota; Fungi; Ascomycota; Leotiomycetes; Helotiales; Hyaloscyphaceae
Exons: 3
Source: RefSeq, a predicted model, not a curated record